UUACUUUGUCAUGGAUAGUGCUGUAUUGUUUAACUUUCUUCUAAAUAACCGAGAAUGCCCUGUUCCUUUUCCAUGGCAAGCAAUUAUUGAUAUUCAGAAGAACCUUGUUUACUACCGCAACAAUGAGACUGGAUUUGUGAUAUUCGAUUUUAGACCCCUGGUCGAUCUUGGAGGAGGUGUUUUCUUUGAAAAUACUAUUGGAUCAAGGUUCAUAGACCAAGAAGUUCUUCACGAAAUAAGCAACCUUCAAGAUUUUCAAAACAUUCCAAGACUUUUUCUGUUCUCUACUAGCUGCAGUGGCGUAACUUUUUAUGGCAUUGUAGAACAACCUGUAAUUCGAUGCCCUCUAUGUGAUCGUAUAAGUAGGUGGAUUCCAUGAUUUUAUCAUCGACUUAAUAUGUGAGAAUCAAAGAAAUCUUAUUUGGAUGAAUUGCCAUCAUUUUCUGUAUUUUGUUGUCCUUGUUAAUUUUGU
Messenger RNA from Glycine soja, 472 nucleotides. RefSeq lists its product as uncharacterized. Bases 11 to 379 code for a protein of 122 amino acids. NCBI's taxonomy places the organism in Eukaryota, Viridiplantae, Streptophyta, Magnoliopsida, Fabales, Fabaceae. The transcript has 2 exons. The record is from RefSeq and is a predicted model, not a curated record.